This is a messenger RNA of Centropristis striata (black sea bass), 1014 nucleotides long. Its product is annotated as gamma-glutamylaminecyclotransferase B-like. Lineage: Eukaryota; Metazoa; Chordata; Actinopteri; Perciformes; Serranidae. Gene Ontology annotation, molecular function: gamma-glutamylaminecyclotransferase activity. The record is from RefSeq and is a predicted model, not a curated record. The coding region runs from base 269 to 742 and encodes 157 amino acids. The transcript is spliced from 2 exons.
ACCCGAGGUACCUUGUCAAAAACACCUAUUAAACACCUAAAAAGUUAACAAAUUAACAAGUUAAUAAAUUCCUUGGUCACCUUGUGUUGUGUUUUCUGUGGAUUCCUGUAAUUUGUUUAUUGUUAUUUCUUAUUUACAUGUUUGAUCAAAUGUUUACGUUAGAUUAGUGGGGAAUAGUGCUGUGGCCCUUUAAAAAGAGGAGUUCGUUUACAGGAUAGAUACAUUCAACCCGGUAUGCAGCCACUUGUGUCUGCCUUCCUGCAUCAACAUGGCUCAUGUCUUCGUCUACGGCACCCUGAAGAAGGGCCAGCCCAACUACUACCGUAUGUUUGAGAGCGCCAACGGGAAGGCGGAGUUCCUCUCCUCGGCCUGCACCGUCCAGAAAUACCCGCUAGUGAUAGCCGGCAAGUACAACAUCCCUGCCCUCCUCAACCUCCCAGACCAGGGUCGACGAGUCCGAGGAGAGAUCUACAAAGUGGACGACAAGAUGCUGAAGUUCCUGGAUGACUUUGAAGGGGUUCCCACCAUGUACCAGCGGACUCUGGUCAAACUGGAGGUGCAGGAGUGGGCGGGGCAGACACACGGGGAGCAGAGGCCUGCAGCAGGGAGCAUCACAGAGGCGUUCGUGUACAGCACGACUUCAUACCAGCCGGACUGGCCUUCACUGCCCUGCCACGAGAGCUACGACUCUUACGGAGAUCACGGGCUUCAGUAUGUGUUCAGAGAAGAUUGGAAAAACUGAUGGAAAUAAGACGAGCAAAUACAAAGUAGAUAGAAAAUAUGAGCACAAAGUUUCUUUUCUUCUACCUCUAUAUGAAUCAUCCUCUAUAUUAUGUCAGAGUUCUCUCUCUUACCCUUUUGUGACUAGAGUUCCUGCCCGGUGGCUCGGUGCUCGAACUGGUUAAACUUGUGAACCAGCUCUGAGCCGGUUUGCUUUUCCACAGGCUAUAGAGCCACACCAUUACGACACUUAACAUCUAUAUACAGUAGUGUUCAAAAUAAUAGCAGUCCAAU